Lottia gigantea (owl limpet) is the source of this 1446-nucleotide messenger RNA. RefSeq lists its product as hypothetical. Gene Ontology annotation, molecular function: hydrolase activity, hydrolyzing O-glycosyl compounds. Lineage: Eukaryota; Metazoa; Mollusca; Gastropoda; Lottiidae. The record is from RefSeq and is a predicted model, not a curated record. Gene Ontology annotation, biological process: carbohydrate metabolic process. The coding region runs from base 19 to 1428 and encodes 469 amino acids. The transcript is spliced from 11 exons.
GUUAGUGAGGCAGUUCCCAUGAUGAUCGUACUACUAGUUUGUGUUGUUGGUUUAUCAGUAGUGAGUGGUCAGCAUACAGGAGGUGGUAAGCCAGCCUAUAAUUAUGGUGAUGCUUUGGGGAAAUCCAUCCUGUUCUUUGACGCACAACGUUCUGGUAAACUACCGUCCAACAAUCCUAUCAAAUGGAGAGGAGACUCAGCUCUGCAUGAUAAAGGCUCCCAUGGUGAAGAUCUUACAGGUGGAUGGUAUGAUGCUGGAGACAAUGUAAAGUUCAACCUGCCAAUGGCUUCGUCUACUACCUUGUUACUCUGGGGAUUUAUUCAGUGGAAAGACGCCUACCAAUCCAGCCAUCAAAUCAAUCAGAUGUAUGAUAGCGUCAAGUGGCCACUGGAUUAUUUCUUGAAGUGCUGGAACCCUCACAGUCAGACGUACUAUGCACAGGUCGGUAAUGGAAACGCAGAUCAUUCGUUCUGGGGAAGGCCGGAAGACAUGACCAUGGCACGUCCAGCUUACAAAGUGACAGCUAGUAAACCCGGAAGCGACGUAGCUGGUGGAACUGCUGCUGCCCUCGCUGCUGGAUCCAUUGCUUUCAAGUCAAAAGAUCAUGGUUAUUCUUCUAAACUCCUGAACUCGGCUAAAAGUCUGUACCAAUUCGCCAAGAAUCACAAAGGAAUCUACAGUUCCAGCAUUCCUGAAGCCUCUCAGUUUUACAGAUCAAGUGGGUAUAAGGAUGAACUAUGUGAAGCCGCCAUGUGGUUAUACAAAGCAACUAAAGACCACCAAUAUCUGAAUGAUGCUAAAUCUUUCCAUGAAAACGCUUGGGCCUGGGCUCUGUCUUGGGACGACAAGAAGAUUGCUUGCCAGAUGCUGCUGUAUGAAGCCACUAAAGACAACCAAUACAAGCAGGAAAUUGAGGGAUAUUUUAAAGGAUGGAAGCCUGGUGGUGGAAUCAAAUACACACCUUGUGGACUAGCUUGGAGAGACCAGUGGGGUUCGACCAGAUAUGCAGCAAACACUGCCUUCAUGGCUCUGAUGGCUGCCGAUCAUGGUAUAGAUGCUCUAUCGUUAAGAAAAUGGGCGCAGGGUCAAAUUAACUAUAUCCUGGGCGACAACAAUAAAUGUUUCAGCUACAUGAUUGGUUUUGGUAAACAUUAUCCAUUGAGACCACAUCAUAGAGGAGCGUCCUGUCAUGCCCAUUGUGAUUCUAGUAUUCUACACAGUUCAGCCCCCAGUCCACAUGUCCUAGUCGGAGCUCUAGUAGGUGGUCCUGAUGAACACGAUAAGUAUGUAGACAAACGAGAUGACUAUGUGCACAAUGAGGUAGCUUGUGAUUACAAUGCUGGUUUCCAGUCCGCUCUUGCAGGUCUCACUCAUCUGGUACACACCAACAAUCUACCACAAGCUGAUAAACGAAAAUGCCAUUGUUAAUAAAUUAUUUCUAUGAAU